AUUUCAUUCGGCACUUGGAAAACGAGAAAAAAAUAAAAACAUUAAAUUUUAAUCAAUUUGCAGAGCAAAGUAGACAUUAAAAAUUGGUCAAAAUGUUCGCCUUACUUGGUCGAACCAUCUCACAGAUCAAACCAGUGCAGUCAUGUCGGGUAAUUAGCACCACAGUCGUGAAUCCUGCUUCUCGCAAAGGUACUCGCGAAAAGGCACGACUGAAAAAGGUUAAGAAAGAAGUCGUCAAAGUUGGAUUCAUUCCUCACAAUCAACGGGAAACAAUGAAAUUAAACGUUUUUCGACCCAACAAACAUCAAGACGACUCAAAGAGACCUGAAUCCCCAGACAACGUUUACAUCGGAAAAUAUUACCGUCGACCCACAUAUUCGUUCGCUGAAGCUGUGCAAUGUCAUCGCGAAACGAUGCAUCCCACAAUGUUCGGAUAUCCCGACGCCCCGUUACUCGUACAUAUCGAACUUUUCAUGCAAGGCAUCAAAAAGACCCGAUUUGUCGAUAAUUUCGCCCGUAACGCCUAUAUCCCCCACAAAUACGAUCACGGCGAGGAACGAAAUGUCCUGGUCUUCGCCAAAGGUCAAGAAUUCGUGCAAGAAGCACAAAAAGCGGGUGCUACCCUAGCAGGCGGGCCCGAAUUAGUCCGUGACAUCCAAAAUGGCAAAUUAAAGCUCGAAGAUUACGAAUAUGUGCUCGCGCAUCCGAACAUUUUGGCGGAUUUGGUGCCAUUACGAGGCCUUUUGAAGAAAUUAAAGUUCCCAAAUAUCAAGCAGGGCACUUUGAGUCCCGAUAUCACCGAAAUGGUGGAACGAUUUCUCAACGGAAUCAAAUAUACGGCGAAGAAAGAUGAGUUUCAGAAGGAUUUCGGACUUGUUGAAACGUGCAUCGGCCCACUUAGCAUGCCCACGGAGCAUUUAGAACAGAAUUUGGUGAGUUUAUUGAAGGAUAUUGAGACGAUGCGACCAAAGCGCGACGGGAAAUUUAUCACGAGAAUCCUUCUAAAGUGCCCACCGUCCAAGGAACAGCUGAAAAUCGACCCCUUCCAGUAUGUCAGCGAAACGUAUGUGAAAGGCAGUGAUACUGCGGCGGCCGAUGACGACGACGACGAAGCUGAGGACAAACAAGAAGCCAGCAAUUAAUCGUAAUUUUUUUUAAGUUUUUUUAGUCAUUAAUAAGUAAAUUUCGAUUAAAUUCUAAUAAAAAAAUU
Messenger RNA from Culicoides brevitarsis, 1210 nucleotides. RefSeq names its product large ribosomal subunit protein uL1 (gene mRpL1). Lineage: Eukaryota; Metazoa; Arthropoda; Insecta; Diptera; Ceratopogonidae. The record is from RefSeq and is a predicted model, not a curated record. The coding region runs from base 93 to 1142 and encodes 349 amino acids. The transcript has 2 exons.